AUGGCGUCGCCGCUGUCCCCCCGCCGCACAUCUGUCACACCGGCGUCGGUGCUGGUCGUCGUACUCCUAAUAAGCGCGAACGCCGCAGAGGCCUCCCAGGGUGACAAAGAACCGAUUUACCGGGACUGCUUAAAGACGUGUGUCCAGAGCAAUUGCACCGGAGCUCGGCUACGAUGGUACCAGACGGUCCAGCCGCAUUACAUGGCGCUGACAGGCUGGACUUGUCGUGAUGACUGUCGAUACGAGUGCAUGUGGACCACCGUGGGGCUUUACCAGGCCGAAGGCUACCAAAUCCCGCAAUUCCACGGCAAGUGGCCGUUUGCCCGCUUCCUGUGCUUUGAGGAGCCUGCGUCCGCCCUGGCCUCUCUCCUCAACGGCCUGGCGUGCCUUCUCAUGAUGCUGCGCUACCGGAGCACCGUGCCGCGCCAGAGUCCCAUGUUCCACACCAUUAACGCCUUCUCUCUGGUAUCACUCAACGCUUGGUUCUGGUCCACAGUGUUCCACACUCGGGAGACAUUCCUUACUGAAAAAAUGGACUAUUUCUGCGCGACUGCAGUCAUUCUCUACUCCAUUUACUUAUGCUGUGUCAGAACACUGGGUCUGAAGCACCCAGUGGUGUCCAGCAUCGUCGGGGUGGUGCUCAUCUUGGUCUUCACGUCACACGUGUCCUACUUGACCUUCGUCAGUUUUGACUACAGCUACAACAUGACCGCCAACAUCUCCUUUGGCAUGGUGAAUCUGCUGUGGUGGCUCUUCUGGUGCUGGAGCAACCGGCGUACGCUACCCUACUGGUGGAAGUGCGUCCUGGUAGUUUUGCUGCUUCACGGCCUGGUCCUGUUAGAGUUGCUGGACUUCCCACCGUUGCUCUGGAUUCUGGACGCGCACGCCCUCUGGCACCUCAGCACCAUCCCAGUGCACGUCCUUUUCUACAGUUUCCUGAUAGAAGACAGCCUCUACUUGCUCAACACCGAGAAGAUGGGCGUCAAAGUGGACUAG
Molecule: messenger RNA, 996 nt
Organism: Nerophis lumbriciformis (worm pipefish)
Lineage: Eukaryota; Metazoa; Chordata; Actinopteri; Syngnathiformes; Syngnathidae
Source: RefSeq, a predicted model, not a curated record